Messenger RNA from Fimicolochytrium jonesii, 1240 nucleotides. RefSeq lists its product as uncharacterized. Bases 221 to 889 code for a protein of 222 amino acids. Lineage: Eukaryota; Fungi; Chytridiomycota; Chytridiomycetes; Spizellomycetales; Powellomycetaceae. The record is from RefSeq and is a predicted model, not a curated record. The transcript is spliced from 2 exons.
CAAGCGUUUUGAUUUGAUUAGAGGGUUGAUUAGGAAGUGGGGGGCAAGAAGCGGGGAUGGGCCUAAUCAGUCGCUGAAUGCCAACGUGGCUGAGCGCCUUGUGUCGUCACGCCCUCCUUCUGCCUUCGCCCUGUAGCAUGUAUAAAAGCAACCCCCCCCCCAAAAGUGCCCACGCUCCCCGAAACCCCCAACAAGGCUAACACCCAGACUCCCACAGCACAUGCCCUCAACCUCAUUCGAAAGCCCUCUCCUCGCAACAAUGACCAGCCCCCAAGUGGCCGCUCCCGCACUCCCUCCCCGCCACCGCACCCCAUCCCCACAACCCCCCCUCGACGCCGCAUCCAGCCCCCAAACAACAGCCCCCGUCGCAACAACCGGCCUCGCACCAGCAGCAGCAGCAUCACCCUCCAAAAUAUCCUCCCUCAAGCAAGUCGCAGCCGCAAAACAGCUCGCGACGAAAAUGUCUGACCGCGCAAUAGCUGCUGCAAACGAUAUGAACCUUCAUGUUCCUACCGUCAAGGAGGUGCUCGCGUUCUCGCCUGUCAAACAUGCUUACAAGACGUUGAAGCCGUUUAUCGUGAAUGAGGACGGGAGGUUGGGUGAGGAUACGCCCGAGGCGAAGAGGCGGAGCUUGGAGAGAAUUCAGUUUGUCAGUACUUGGUUGGAUGCAAAGUAUAAGGUGCCUUUCACAAAGUACAAGAUUGGUGUGGGUAAGUACCAGCGGCCGAACGUAGUGAUUGCGAGCGAUAGCGAGGGGACGAGCGGAGCUGCCUCUAUUCCUCAGACCCAAUCGUCAGCGCGAUCCCGAUGGUCGGCGACGUCAUCUCGACCGCGCUCUCCUGCUACAUCGUCUACCUCACGCGACGCUUCCACGUCCCCUGGAUCGUAACCGCCAAAAUGGUGUGGAACGUCAUGCUCAACGCCUCCUUCGGCGCGAUCCCGAUCGUCGGCUCCAUGUUCGACGUCGCCUACAAACCCAACAUGCGCAACCUCAUCCUCCUGGAGGAGUACCUCCGCGAUGAGGCGAUAAAGUCCGGCAAGGACCCCAAGCAUAUCGAUGCGGCGUUGAAGAAGGCACGCGCGGAGGUUAUUUCAUUGCAUGACCCGGGGGAGACCUAUAAUUCGGAUGGGUCGGUGAAGGAGCCGCUGCUGUCAAAGAGCGCUGAGCCUGUGCCAAUGAGGACGGCGAUGUGAUGGUGGGAAGCGGCAGUAAGGACAACACAGUCUCUAUCCUCUUUCC